Molecule: messenger RNA, 2028 nt
Organism: Vigna radiata var. radiata (mung bean)
Lineage: Eukaryota; Viridiplantae; Streptophyta; Magnoliopsida; Fabales; Fabaceae
Product: suppressor of mec-8 and unc-52 protein homolog 2
Exons: 11
Coding region: 163-1866 (567 amino acids)
Biological process (GO): mRNA splicing, via spliceosome
Cellular component (GO): nucleus
Source: RefSeq, a predicted model, not a curated record
UGCUUGAUUUUCCUGGCUGAGUUCUUCUUUCUACCCUCUUCCAUUCCCUAAAAAACCCUAACCACAAAACGCACCCAAUUGAAAAUCCAAUCUUUUAUUUCAAAGUUACUCGAUAUCACAUUUCAAAUUUCACGAGCAAAUAGUUUCGAUUGCUUCACCAACAUGACGGCGUCUAACAAGAGAAACUACAAGGAGAAACCAAUUCGACGCAAAGAAGAAAAACCGGAAGAACCGGAAGUGCCAAAAUACAGAGAUCGAGCUAAGGAGCGAAGAGAAGAUCAAAAUCCUGAUUAUGAACAAACUGAACUUGGGUUUCAUGCAGUUGCUCCACCUGGUACUGUGGAUCUUCGGUCAUCUGAUGCGCACAAGUUAUCUAUUGAGAAGAGCAAGUACCUUGGAGGCGAUGUGGAGCACACACAUUUGGUCAAAGGUUUGGAUUAUGCUUUGCUGAACAAAGUAAGAAGUGAGAUAGAGAAGAAACCAGAUGCUGGGGAUGAUACUGAUGGGAAAUCCAGGUCAACAAAGGAAGAUCAACAAGUGUCAAUUCGUACAGCAACUGCUAAGUCAGUUUAUCAGUGGAUCGUCAAGCCUCAAACAAUCAGUAAGACAAAUGAGAUGUUCCUCCCUGGUCGAAUGACAUUUAUUUAUAACAUGGAGGGUGGAUACCAUCAUGAUAUUCCAACAACCUUGCAUCGUAGUAAAGCUGACUGUCCAGUGCCAGAGGAAAUGGUUACAGUUAAUGUUGAUGGAUCCGUUCUAGAUCGAAUUGCUAAAAUAAUGUCAUAUCUUCGUCUUGGUUCUUCUGGGAAGAUCCUAAAGAAGAAAAAGAAGGAAAAAGAUGCAAAAGGGAAGAUUUUGGCCGUUGGUAAUGGAUAUGACAAAGAGGAUAAGCCAUCAAAGGUUGAAAGUGGAGCAAAACAUCAAGCUGAAAAAGAAAUAAUCCCACCUCCUCCGCCACCCAUAAAGAAAAAUCCUCUUCAUUCAAGAGAGAAACAAGGCCCAGCUGUUGCUAGAGCAGAAGAUGAUGACAUUUUUCUAGGUGAUGGUAUUGACUAUGAUGUACCUGGCAAGGACUUGAGCCAAACUCCUGUCUCCGAGGACAUGGAAGAGUCUCCUAGGAACAAAGAAAAACCUUCAUAUUUCGAAGAACCUACUUAUGGUCCCGUCCCACCUUCAAUGCUUCCCCAAGGGUGGCAAGAAACUAAUGGAUACGAUGUAAUGCAAACACAAGCCUUGGCUGGCGGUUACCAAGGAGAGUGGCAAGAGUACCAGUAUGCUGAACAACUGGCUUACCCAGAUCAAUAUCUUCAACCAAAUAUGCAGGCCUAUGAUGUGCAAGGAGGUGUAAAUCUUCCUCAAGAUCCACGCUUUAUGACACAAGAAGAGAAGGACCGAGGUUUGGGAUCAGUGUUUAAGCGAGAUGACCAGAGACUUCAACAGCUGAGGGAGAAAGAUGCCCGUGAAAAAGAUCCCAACUUCAUUUCAGAGAGUUACUCUGAAUGUUACCCAGGAUAUCAAGAAUAUAACCGUGAGAUAGUGGACAGUGAUGAUGAAGACGACUUGUCCAAAAUGGAUAUGGGUGGAAGGGCAAAGGGUCGCCUUCAUAGAUGGGACUUUGAAACUGAAGAGGAAUGGGCAACUUACAAUGAGCAGAAGGAAGCAAUGCCAAAAGCUGCAUUCCAGUUCGGUGUGAAGAUGCAAGAUGGUCGGAAGACCCGAAAGCAAAACAAGGACCAGAAGCUCAAUAAUGAUUUGCACAAGAUCAAUAAGAUACUUGCGAGAAAGAAGAUGGAAAAGGACACAAAUGGAGAGGGGGGCCACCAUUAUGAUGAUGAACCGACACCUGGAAAGAAGCUUCGAAUAUGAGUUCUAGUAACCAUAUUGUAAUGUUAAUAGAAUGAGAUGAGAAUUGCGUUUAUAUCUCAAGAUGAUGGAUUAGUAUGAUCAAUUUUUCUCCUUUAAUGGAAAUCUUAUUCAUGUUUUCUAUAAAAAUAAAUAGCAAUAAGAUCAACCCAAUGUGUUAAAUGA